This is a messenger RNA of Schistocerca serialis cubense, 2119 nucleotides long. RefSeq names its product cyclin-J (gene CycJ). Gene Ontology annotation, cellular component: cyclin-dependent protein kinase holoenzyme complex; nucleus; cytoplasm. Gene Ontology annotation, biological process: mitotic cell cycle phase transition; regulation of cyclin-dependent protein serine/threonine kinase activity. Bases 228 to 1088 code for a protein of 286 amino acids. The transcript is spliced from 6 exons. Gene Ontology annotation, molecular function: cyclin-dependent protein serine/threonine kinase regulator activity. The record is from RefSeq and is a predicted model, not a curated record. NCBI's taxonomy places the organism in Eukaryota, Metazoa, Arthropoda, Insecta, Orthoptera, Acrididae.
AAUGUUUGUCUGCUGAAGUGCUGCAAUGUAGCGUUAGACAAGUAAUGUUAUGUGGGUCGACAUUUCGCCUUGUUCACCAUUUCGUGGUUUUCUUCAACGUUUAAUGUGAAACAUAAAUUCAGUCAUAAGAUAUGUACUGUGAUAUUAACUCAAGAUUGUGUUUUAUAAGGAUCUGCGACAAAUAACACGUAUCUUCAAAUAUUUGUAUCGCGAACUUUUGACCGUCAAUGAUGGCGUUAGUAAGAAAAUGGUGGACAACUGAUUAUGCAAAAGAUGUUGUUAGCUCGCUACGUGAAAAAGAGCGUCAGAGGAUUCCAUUCAACUUUCGUUCUCCUCAGAUACAGUACAGAAGUCAUUUAGUUAAAUGGAUCUGCAACAUAGCUGAAGGAUUGAAACUUAGUAGUACAACAGUUCAUUUGGCUAUAUAUAUUCUUGACAUUUUUAUGGAUAACCAUAGUAUUGCCCUGGAAAGUCUGAACUUACUAACAUUAGUAUCUGUCUUGUUAGCAGCAAAAUUUGAGGAGCGGGAUAUAAAUGUACCAAAAGUCUCUGAUAUGAAUGCAUUGAUUGAGAGUCCAUAUCCAGUGGCUGAAUUUCUUGCAAUGGAAUUCAUGACUCUUCAGUUUCUUAAAUGGAGUCUUGUGCACCCAACGGCUGCACAUUUCGCUGAAUUUUAUGUGGUACAUAUCAUUUCACCAGUAGAUUUUAGUUCUGACAAUCAUUUCGAAACUUACAAAGAUCUGCAACAUGCUGCCCAUCACUAUAUGAAAGAAUUUUUGGAUUAUUCUCUUCAAGAUCCAGGGUUUCAUCUUUUUAAUCCAUCUCUUGUUGCUGGGUCAUGCAUUGCUCUAGCACGAAUAAGACUUCGUCUCUCUGAGAAAUGGACACCUGGACUUCUAGAAGUAACGCAGUAUCGCCUCAGUGAUCUGAAACCAUGUAUGGAACUUAUAAUGCGUGUAUACCACUUGAAUCAACCUACCAACAAGGCAGCUGAAGAAAGGAAGAGGAAAUUUACUGAAUCACCAGACCAUGGUUAUGGCACCUGUACUAGUGUAACUAGUAGUCCAGAAACCUCUGGCAGAUCAUGAGAAAGCGAUAUUUAGAACUUUCUAAAGUUCCCAUGAAUACAUGUGCCUUCAAUGUCUAUUGUUUCUGUUAGAUGAAUGAUGUACAAAAGAACUGCAACCAUUAAGGGAAAAAAAAUCCUGAUUUAAUUAAUUGAAGAGCUUUGAGAAAUUAUAAGUCUUAUUGAUUUCAUCUUGUUUUAACCAGUCUGGUUAAGAAUAGAGUCAUUAAAUUUUUGUUAUUGUUGUUGUUUUGUGUGUUUCCUCAGUGAAGCAACGUAAAUGUCUACUGCAGCAGUGCUGCAUUUUCAGUAUUAGGAGUAAAAAAUGAUUGAGGUAAAUGAAGUGUGAUAGAAGAGCAUGCCUGUUACAUGUUGGGCUUCUAUAAUAGCAGUGUGGACAUGCAACGCACAUUUUUUUCCUAAUUUAUUUGAUGUGAGAGGUGUAAUGCCUUUGAUCUCUGGUAUUAUAAAUUCUAAGGAGACACAAUGUUGCUGUUGAUGUCGGAGAGUACUUUUUUUUAUUGUGUAGACAAUAUUUUCAAUACUGGGCAUUUCUUAGUAUAUGAAUUACUCAAGGAAUUAAUGUUCUUUUCCACUGUACCUGCAAUUUCAUGUACUUGUGUAAGUUAAAAUUUAUGUAAACUUCGGCAAGAGACUGGUAUUUCAAAAUUCACUGUCUCUUUCUUCCCACCACCAAGAAUUGUUUGUGCCAGUAACUUAUUUUUCUCCUCCUCCUCCUGUCUGUUCCUUCUGUGAAGGACUGAUUUUCUAUUAGAUUAAUAACUGUCUGAUCUCAUGGACAUUAAAUUCUCAUUUACAUUCAGUUCUUGAUUCUAAAUCAAGAGAUGAUUGUUUAUGUCCAGUGUACUCAUAUAUAAAUAAAUUUUUAUUUUUAGGAUUGAAAAUACAAACAGUCCCUGUGGGUUGUUCUAAAUGCUCAGUUACUAUUUUUUUAAGUAUUUGAAGUAGCCAUUUAAAAAACAAGUUGUGUGUUUCUGCCUUACAUGGUUGUGUGUUAUUACUGUGAUAUUUUUAUGCUGUGAUGCGACAUAU